Messenger RNA from Pseudomassariella vexata, 435 nucleotides. RefSeq lists its product as uncharacterized. Gene Ontology annotation, biological process: microtubule-based movement. Lineage: Eukaryota; Fungi; Ascomycota; Sordariomycetes; Amphisphaeriales; Pseudomassariaceae. The record is from RefSeq and is a predicted model, not a curated record. Gene Ontology annotation, cellular component: cytoplasmic dynein complex; cytoplasm. The transcript is spliced from 3 exons. Gene Ontology annotation, molecular function: dynein intermediate chain binding. Bases 1 to 435 code for a protein of 144 amino acids.
AUGGCGAUGGCAGACAAGACUCUACCCUCGGUCACCGCCGACUCCAUGGACGACGCCCUGCAUAGGCUCUCCCGGAAACCUGGCGUCAAGGGCUGGAUCAUGCUCGACCGCACAACCGGCGCCGUGGUGAAGACCAACGGCCAGAUCUCCACCAUUAGACCAGCUCGCUCGAGCAGUACCACCUCUCUCCCGACCCCGACCGGGGGUUCAUUCUCCACCGAUGUGAAUGCAAAUACGAACAACGAAACGCAAGCAGCGCAGGAGCUGGGAAGCAUGGUCUGGAGCUUUUUGAGCACGGCGGGCACUUUGGUGCAGGAGCUGGACACAGAUGAUGAACUGAAGCUAUUGCGACUACGGACGAAGAAACAGGAACUCGUCAUUGUGCCCGAGGUCAAAUACAUACUCGUCGUGGUCCACGAUACGCCUCCUGCUUGA